AAAUCACUAGAGAGUUCAAUACGAGCUGCCUCAAUACGGUGAGAACGCUGACAGUACUCAAAAAGAAAUAUGAAAAUAUAAAAAAGAACAUCCGUCAGGCGGUUUCAAAGGAGACAUUAUCGCGUAGAGCCACUGGUGGCGGUCGAGGCCCUGAAGAAUGGCGGCCAAAAUCAGAAGCGAUGGCUGAGCUACGAGAAGUAAUCGCGUUGUCUGUCGAUGGACUUCAAUCUCUUUGCGACGAUGAUGAUGAUGAAGAAACCGUUGCUGCUGCGCCAAAAGAAUCCACAACAUUGAUUGAGCCCGAGAUAGAUUCUCAGAUAGAGCCUCAUGCUGAAGUGGAAGCAGCAACGAGCGAUGGUUAUGAGGUUGAAUAUCUAGAUGACGAUUCUAGAUCUGCUAUCAACAAUGAGGUUGCAUGUGAUAAAGUGAUCGAAAGUGAUCACAUUGAAGGAUCAACCGGUGAUGAUCGAGAUCAACUAGCGAGUCCCAGCAAAAGUACGAGUUCUGUCCCAAAAUCUGGUGAUACAUGGGACAAAUACAGCCCCGCUAUGCUCAAACGGCCGAAAAGUAAUCUCCUUCAGGCAAAAUCGAAGCGCCAGAAGACCAUUGAGCAGGACCUUAAAAAGAAAAUUUUAGAACGCAAUGAAGAGAUGAUGGAGGAGGUUCAUCGUCUCGAUGUCCAAAAACGAAGAACUGAAUUGGAAUCGGCUCACAUCAAUCUUCAAACCGACAAAAUAAAGCUACAAAUGGAGCAGCUUCGUUAUCAGCAUAUGAGGGAGGAGCAUGCGCUUCGGAUUAAAUUGUUGAACAAUUCCAUCGGAAAUAAUACGGAAACAACCACGAACAGUUCUGGUUCAAUAAGUGACUGAAUCAGGUAUAUACCUACUAA
Molecule: messenger RNA, 889 nt
Organism: Toxorhynchites rutilus septentrionalis
Lineage: Eukaryota; Metazoa; Arthropoda; Insecta; Diptera; Culicidae
Exons: 2
Coding region: 180-869 (229 amino acids)
Source: RefSeq, a predicted model, not a curated record